Hippocampus zosterae (dwarf seahorse) is the source of this 1965-nucleotide messenger RNA. It is a transcript of the gene eral1, whose product is annotated as Era-like 12S mitochondrial rRNA chaperone 1. Gene Ontology annotation, molecular function: ribosomal small subunit binding; rRNA binding; GTP binding. Gene Ontology annotation, biological process: ribosomal small subunit assembly. NCBI's taxonomy places the organism in Eukaryota, Metazoa, Chordata, Actinopteri, Syngnathiformes, Syngnathidae. The transcript has 11 exons. The coding region runs from base 147 to 1493 and encodes 448 amino acids. The record is from RefSeq and is a predicted model, not a curated record. Gene Ontology annotation, cellular component: mitochondrial matrix.
UCUUGCCUCGUUGGUUAAACAAACAUGGCGGCGCGCUGUUGACAGUGUUUGUGUGACAGAGAUACAAUCACGCAGAUUUUAAUCGUACAUUUAAUCAUAUCUAGCUGCGUCGAAAAAAUAUUCGUCUAUAUUUUUAUAGACGUAUAAUGGCUCUCAGAGUGUGCAGGCGUUUUUUCAGGGACUGGGCUGUCCUCUCCAGAGGACUCGUCGUAUCUGAUCAAAAGGAACCUGCGCAAUGGCUCCUCAACACAGGAAAUGCUUCAUGCUGCUGCAGAAAGAUCAACUGUUUUACCUUCAAUCCAGCCUGUUCUUUUACAUCGGAUGCAUUUGUGAGCAGUCUGCUGAAAGGCAGCAUUGCGGAGGCAGAAAACAGGCAUUAUCGCCUUCCCAACUCUGUUCCUCCAGGCACCGGUGAACAAAUGGCAUUACUGCUGAAACAUCCUGAUCAACCUGAACAUUCAAAAGUUUUGAAAGUGGCAAUAAUUGGUUCUCCGAAUGCCGGGAAGUCCACUUUGUCCAACCAGCUUCUUGGCAGAAAGGUGUUUGCUGUCUCCACGAAAGUACACACGACCCGGAAACGAGCCCUGGGAGUCCUAACAGAGGAUGAUACACAGAUUAUUUUAUUGGACACACCAGGCCUCACCACACCAUCGAAAGUCAAAAGACAUCAGCUUGAGAAGUCUCUGCUUUUGGAUCCCUGGAGGACGGUGACAGAGGCCGACCUCAUUGUGGUCAUGGUUGAUGUGUCGGACAGAUGGAUGUGCAGAAGGCUCGACUUUGAAGUGCUCAAAUGUCUGGCACGCCAUCCGUCCAUCCCAGCGGUACUUGUCCUCAACAAGGUGGACGAGGUGAAGAUCAAGGACAAGCUGCUGGACAUCACAGCCGAGCUGACAUGCGGGGUCGUGAAUGGCCAAAAAUUGCGAAUCCGACCAGUGAUCAAGCCCUCUUUAGCAGGAAGGAGGGAUCGGGAAGAGCCGCAGGACCAGGACGCCGCUGAGCCCGGGGACAUUGCCGAUGGAGACGAAUAUGCCCUGUCCAAAGAGCAGCUGAAGACACUCAUGAACCAGAAGGGCUGGCCACACUUCAAGGAUGUCUUCAUGCUCUCUUCCCUGGAUAAAGAGGAUGUGGGGACACUCAAGCACUACCUCAUGAGCGCAGCCAAGUCUGGAACCUGGCAAUACCACAGUGAAGUCUUGACAGAUCAAAGUCCAGAAGAAAUGUGCAUCAACAUAAUCAGAGAGAAGUUUUUGGAGAACCUCCCCCAGGAGGUGCCCUAUUCAUUGACACAGUCGAUUGAGUUUUGGGACACGGAUGAAAAAGGACAGCUCAACAUCUUGGUGAAGAUCCACACCAAGAAAGAAACUCACAUGAGGAUGGUGAUCGGAACAUCAGGCCAGAUGAUAGCACGUAUCGCCCAAGAGACGAGCGAACAGCUGACGUCCAUCUUUCUGAGACAGGUCAAGCUGAGGCUGUCGGUCAAGAUGCUAAAGUGAUGAUGAAGAUGAAGAGAAGGGGGUGACUUAAGUAUGCAGACGCGCUCUGUGAUGGACUGAAUCCCGCCCCCAACACACACACACACACACACAGAGUGACACAAACAGGUGGAUAGAUGAGAGAGAUACUAUUUCAGAACCGUUGAUGGAUGUUGGUGUGCCUCAACAUUUUUUUGCUCUUCGUGAAUCUGCUUCUGAAUUAAGUCAGUGAAUCACCAAUUAUGUUUCACAUCACUUGUACUCAUUAGGCUCACUGGAGCCUCAGUCAGCCGAUUAUGGGCGAGAGGCAGGGCAUCAUCUGGUGCUUCUUAACUCAUUCACUGCCAUCUGUUUUCAAGGCAGCCACCCAAUGUUAUCGAGUAUAUUGACUGCUUUUGCAAAACCAAUAGAAUAUUAUCCUCCCUGAUUAUAUGUAAACACCAAAUCUCCCAAAAGAAAGAAUAAAUUACUUACUUUCCCCAGGUAAAAAAAA